GUAUUUUCUCUAUCCCUUUAGAAAUGGAAGAAGGAGAGACAAAAUAGAAGAAUUCAAAGAAUCCAAAAACUCUCUUCUUUCUAUAUUUUUAAAACACUCUCUUUGCUCUUUCUCUUCCCGCCUAACAACAACAACAAUGAAGGGAAACUUUUCUCCCCUCUUCUUCUCUGCUAUACUCUCUCUAUUUCUUUCUCUUUCUAUUUCUGUUGCUCUAUCAAAUGACACAAAUGCACUCACUCUCUUCCGCCUUCAAACCGAUACUCAUGGUAACCUCCUCUCCAACUGGACCGGCGGGAAUGCCUGUGGUUCUGUUUCUUGGGUUGGCGUUAAGUGCUCCGCCGGCGGUCGUGUUGUUUCUCUUUCUCUUCCUUCUUUUUCGCUACGUGGACCUAUUACUUCCCUUUCUCUUCUUGAUCAGCUUCGCGUCCUUGACCUCCAUGAUAACCGUCUCAACGGUACCGUUUUACCUCUCACAAACUGUACCAAUCUCAAGCUUCUUUACCUCGCUGGCAAUGACAUCUCCGGUGAGAUCCCACCAGAAAUUUCCACUCUCAAGCGGCUUCUCCGCUUAGACCUAUCGGACAACAACAUUCGAGGCAAAAUUCCCAGUGGUUUAACGAACUUAACCAAGCUACUGACACUCCGGUUGCAAAACAAUGAACUCUCCGGCAAAAUCCCUGAUCUCUCUAAGUCACUUCCUUAUUUAAAAGAAUUGAACUUAUCGAAUAACGAACUGUACGGACGGUUACCAGAUAAUCUAUUGAAGAAAUUUAAUGACCGGAGCUUUUCCGGCAACGAAGGGAUAUGCGGAUCAAGUCCAUUACCGGCGUGUUCCUUCACAGGAGAUAUACCGGCUGACACGACAGCUCAAACGGUGCCGUCUAAUCCAAGCUCAAUGCCUCAAACGCCACUUCUCACUAAAACCAAAUCUGAAUCACAUAAAGGGCUAACUCCUGGCGCUAUAGUGGCCAUAGUGAUAGCCAAUUGUGUAGCAAUUUUGGUGGUGAUGUCAUUUCUGGUUGCAUAUUAUUGCGGUAGAGACAGAAACGGAACCUCUAAAGUGGGCAGUGACAGUGGAAAGAGAAGAAAGAGUGGAAGCAGUUAUGGAAGUGAAAAGAGAGUGUAUGUAAAUGGAGGUGCUGAUAGUGAUGGGACAAAUGCUACUGAUAGAAGUAGACUUGUAUUCUUUGAUAGGAGACAACAAUUUGAGCUAGAAGACUUGCUGCGAGCUUCGGCAGAGAUGCUUGGGAAAGGAAGCUUAGGGACUGUAUAUAAGGCUGUGCUUGACGAUGGAUGUACAGUAGCUGUUAAGAGGUUAAAAGACGCAAACCCUUGUGCAAGAAAAGAGUUUGAGCAAUAUAUGGAUGUUAUUGGAAAGGUUAAACAUCCAAAUAUUGUGAGAUUCAGAGCUUAUUACUAUGCUAAAGAAGAGAAGCUUCUUGUUUAUGAUUAUCUUCCUAAUGGAAGUCUACAUUCACUUCUUCAUGGGAAUAGGGGUCCAGGGAGAAUUCCCCUAGAUUGGACUACAAGAAUCAGCUUGGUUCUAGGAGCUGCGAGAGGGUUGGCUAAGGUCCAUGAGGAAUACAGUGCAGCAAAAAUCCCUCAUGGAAAUGUGAAAUCAUGCAAUGUGCUUCUUGACAAGAAUGGUGUAGCUUGCAUUUCUGAUUUUGGGUUGUCACUUCUUUUGAACCCAGUUCAUGCAAUAGCUAGAAUGGGAGGAUACAAAGCACCAGAGCAGGCAGAAAUUAAAAGACUUUCACAAAAGGCAGAUGUGUACAGUUUCGGUGUCUUGUUAUUAGAAGUUCUUACCGGAAGAGCUCCAUCACAGUACCCUUCUCCAACGUGUCCAAGAAUGGAGGAAGAGCAGGCAGUGGAUCUUCCUAAGUGGGUUAGAUCAGUUGUUAAAGAAGAAUGGACAGCAGAAGUGUUCGAUCAAGAACUCCUGAGGUAUAAAAACAUUGAAGAAGAACUUGUGUCAAUGCUUCACGUAGGGUUAGCCUGUGUAGUUCCAUUGCCUGAAAAGAGGCCUACAAUGACACAAGUGGUGAAGAUGAUUGAGGAUAUUAGGGUUGAGCAGUCACCUCUGGGAGAAGAAUACGAUGAAUCUCGUAAUUCGCUUUCACCUUCGCUUGCCACCACCGAAGAUGGUUUAGCUGGGUAUUGAAGUUUCAUUGUCUAUAUAGAGCUUGCCUGUGAGGAUUUGGUGGUUGUAUCCUCAUCUUCUUCAUUUAUGCAUUAUCUCAGUACUGCUACCUCCUGUUCCAAAAAGAUGUAUUGAGUUUCUUUAUAAGAUUUUUUUAAGCAUUAAGGCCUUUCUCUCGUUGCAGGUGUGAAGAUUUGAUAAUCUCCUUCACCUGUCAACAAGUUUAGAUCUUUCUAGCAUUUUCAUCAAGUGUAUUGUAGUUUUGCAUUUUGAACUAGUUAUUUUAGUUCUUUCAGAGAAAGUUUUAUGUAGUAUUUUAGCAGCUUUUCUUGCACAGUUGCAUAUGAUAUCCAGUACAUUGGCUUGAAA
Messenger RNA from Jatropha curcas, 2512 nucleotides. RefSeq names its product Leucine-rich repeat protein kinase family protein. Lineage: Eukaryota; Viridiplantae; Streptophyta; Magnoliopsida; Malpighiales; Euphorbiaceae. The record is from RefSeq and is a predicted model, not a curated record. Gene Ontology annotation, molecular function: ATP binding; protein kinase activity. Gene Ontology annotation, biological process: protein phosphorylation.